GGCAACAAUAACUUUGAACUGUGUAGGUUAUGAUGGGACAUUUUCCCCCCUCAAUCUCAGCUUCAAGACCGCCGUUUUCCGCUGAUCUGAAGCGGGCAGUUGUUGACACGCGCGCAGGAUCUACAGAGCUGAAAUAUUCUUCUGAAAAUCUUCAUUUGUGUUCUGCUGAAGAAAGAAAGUCAUACACAUCUGGGAUGGCAUAUGGUGAAAAUCAAAGACUAACAAAAGAAAACAGAAGCCACAACGAAGUGCCCUCGGCCUGGAUGAAACUGAUUGGAGUCCCAGCAAGAAAUACAAGUUUUCUAAAGUAUAUAAACUAUUAAUUGUUUUUGUGAGCCAGAGGUUUUUGAAGGGAUAUUGAUUUUUCUCAGAUUGAUGACUAUUUUUUAUCAACUGCUACCAAAACCAGUGCCAAACAUUAACUGUGCCAACCAGAAGAAAUUAUUUCACCUGCAUUUUUGAAUUUUUCCUUAUCCAUUUAAGUCAAGACAGAUUUUUUUUUUUUUUCCACAAUCAACACUGACAUUGAUUUAAAUUUUGACUUUAUUUUCAACAAUCGUUUUUAAUUCAAUAGCAUGUAAUAGCUCCCAAAUUGAAAAGUUUUGCAUGGUUCUGAAACAAAGAGGCAGAAUAGUGCUUUAUUGGUUAAACAUGCUAUAUGUAAGUGUGGAUGUUAGUAAUGCAUUAGCCUGAGAGAGUUCGGCUCCUGAUCGAUUGAUCGAUGGAUGGACAGGCUUAUGGAUGGCUGGCACAAGCCUCAUUAAAUUUUCCAAAGUGAGCUGCUGCUAAUUCAGUUGAUUAGUCAUCUGUUCCUCUCACAAAAGCCCAUUUAACUCUUCCUCUACAUCUUUAGUGUCUUUAGUCAUCCAUCUCGAAAUCCUUUCUUUUGCUCCUCUCCUCUUCCUUUGCCUCUACGGACUCUGCAUGUUUAGAGCAUGCAGCAAAACCCUUAAGAGUCUAAGGGUUAAAUACUGAAGCCAUACUUCUCAUAGCCAUAUUAACGUCAAGAUCCCUGUCAUCAUUGUGAAGAAACAGGUGGAUGGGUAUAUUCAGGAAUAAUUUAAGAGGUCUGCAUGACGUUCUGUCAUAUUCUGCCAUAUUCACCAGAGAGCCAUUGACGCAUUUACUGUGUUGCCAGUGGGACAAUGUUUAAAGUUGUUCCGCUACUUGAAAAAAAAGUCUUCACCGUACUCUUAGAAUAGGAUCUUUGGUGGAAACAUUAUUGAGUUCGCUUGCUGGUCUCUACGUGCCCCACAUUGACGGAUGAAUCCCGACUUGUUCAUGUCUGUUCAGUGGGCUCAACCAUGCUGUCCUGCCAGAACUGGGCCCAAGCCCCCGUUUGUUUUAUUUUGUUGGGUUGAGCUAAAUCCAGAGCAGAGACACUCAAUCAAGAGGGUCCAACACACAUAGACCCUCAAGUAGACAGCCUUUACCUUGACUCAGCAUCCUUCCAUUUCCUCUCUUCUCCUGAACACUUCUUCCUUUCUAGUCUGACUUGUGUUGUCAAACCAGAAACUAGUAUACCUGCUGCUUGUUACACUUUGUGAGUGCCCUAUAACUAUAUACACUCUUCCAAAGCCUUCGUAAUUAGCCUUUGUCUCGCUGUGCUGCCUUUAGAAAAAGAUCAGCUCUUCCUGGUUGUAAAGUUCUGAGGUUUCAUUUCUGAACUUCUUAAAGUUGUACUUUCAUUGCUUAGUUCUAUCUUAAUCUCUAUACUCAUUGACUUCCUUUUGAAACUUAAAAGAUAAAGUACUUAGUAUUUUUCUGUGGACAUUUCAUGAGAACUGACACUGUUAGCCUGAUUAUUUGAACUGCACAACAGAACCUCAAUGACGUUGGUGUUUUGAAAGGUAGUCUCACAGACAUUCUUAUUGACGUGAGCCUAAAGCGCCAAACAACUGAGAUUUGUUUACGAGACAACAUCAGUUCUUGGAGCUGACGAUGACAAUUGUUUACAAGGAAUAGCUCAGUAGUAGAUACUGUUUCCUUAAGGGUGAUAUACCAUUUCUUUCUAUAGAGUUAUUUAGUGGGUCGUCGUGUAAGACAACUGAAGUGCCAACCCGAAAAGAGAACAUUUGUGAAAACAAGUAGACUUUGAGAUAUAGUUUACACUCAAACAGAAAUGUUUACAUGUUUCCCAUAAGAUGAACUCAGACUGAGAUUUGAAUGAAUCGUUAGUGCCAUAGAUCAGUUAUAUAGACUUAAAGUAAAAACACCUUUAAAAAGAAACUGUACCCAUGACUUUGACUUUUGUGACACUUUAAAAAAUUUACAUUGUUUACAGAACUAAAUUGCUUACAAAAAAAGUUUAAAAAAAAAACAAAUAUUCUUUGUUUGCAUUUAAAUCAUUUCCAUAUUUUUAAGCUGUUGUUUAUAGAAUAUUCCAUGGAGAAGAUUUUAAUCCAAAUAUUUAGUUUUGUGCCAAAUCAAAGUUUUAAAACAUUCCAGCUCACACUCAUUAAAUUCAAACAAGCAUAAAACUUGUAUAUAGAUUUACCUCGUUGCGAAUAAUCUCCAUAGAAAUAUGUUUACACCCUGACCGAGAGUCUCAUGCCAUGCUUUUUCUUUAACCUGAACUCCUGCACUUGGAUGUGCAUUUUGCAUAUUGAAUAAUUUGCAUACUGGUGUAUGCACGUGUGAAAGAGAGAAUAACUUUACAUGUCUUAUAUAUUGCCGCACUGACUUGCAACUUUUGAUAGUCAUCUCUUUAAUACAUAAGCUUUUUGUAGGCCUGACAAGUCUUUUGUAUAAAGGCUUCACAUUUUUUCAUCUUUGAAUAAAAAGCCCCCUGUACCAAGAUGCCACCUGCUGCCAUCUUGUUUUUCCUCCUAUUUGGCCCUGUGCUCUCUACAGUGACUAUUACCUCGGAACGCUCCUCAGUGAAUGGGGGGCCAGUGCUGCUUCUGUUGCGAGGACGCAACCGCAAGGUUCCUCCUCUCCAGCUGGACAUACGAGGCAAGGAAUCUGCUGCCAUGGCAGCAGAGCCAGAGGCUGCCGAGAUCCCUCCAAAACCCCUACCACAGAUUAUGCUACCCCGUAAUGUGACAGCUGACGCCCUGAAGCCCCCAUUGGGUGCCGCUCAGGUGGCGCCUCCUCCUCGUCGGCUGGUGGAUGUAGAUGUUUGUCAAGGUUACUACGAUGUGAUGGGACAGUUUGACAACACUUUCAAUUGCACCAGGGGAACCUACAUCUACUGCUGUGGCACCUGCCAUUAUCGCUUCUGCUGCGAGCAUCAGCGCAACCGUCUAGACCAAGAGUCUUGCACUAACUACCGCUCACCCGACUGGGCCAACACGGGACCCAUUACCCAGUCCCCAGUCCGCCACGACCCUGAUUUUGACCCACUACAUCAACAAAGCAACAACACGGCAUACGUCAUUGGGGGAGUCAUCUCUUUUACGAUGGCUGUGGCCAUUGGGGUUAAAGUGGCCUUCCAUAAACUGUCUCGACGACCAAGGAACAGAGACAUCAAUAUGCCUAGAGCACUGGUGGACAUUCUGCGUCACCAGUCCAGCCCUGUCCGACAAGGAGAGAGAAACAACAGUACGGUCCAUACAACUACCACCUCCAGUGAAGGCACACUAGGGCGGCCGUCUAAAACUUUCUACCCUCCUGUCCUCCAGAGCAAAGAUAACCGAAUUGGGAAACACAAUUUUGUACAUACUGGGUCCAGUCCUAAACACACAGCUACCAUCGAGCGAGUUCCACGCAUGAACAACACCCAGCUGGUCUCCACAGGAACGCUGCUCUCCAGCAAGCACAGUAAUUCUGGCUUUCACCCCUCUCUCUCUCACUCCUUUCAUAACCUUGCCCAACUACCUCCAUCAUACGAGACCGUCAUGAAACCAGAGAUCAACCGCUACAGCUCCCUUAAGAGACUAGAGAAAAACCUGGAUGACUAUUCUGGAUAUUACACCUCCAAGCAAAGGCCAAACAACGCUCCGCCCAGUUUCCACUCCUCCCAGCACCACCUGCACUGGGGCGGUGACUUUACACUGGGUGCCAGAGGUACUUUGCCUCUCCAUGCAUCCCGCACGCGAAUCCAUGUGCCCAGUUCCACAUCCACCCCCAACCCCUACCCUUUACCCCCGACGCAGUACCACCCCACCUUCGACUCAUUGAGUAAGCCACCUCGCCGUGUGAUGUCCCAAGACCAGCUUCUGGCACUGGGGGAGGGUAACACUCUCUCACGCCUCUCCAAGAACCAGCAGCAUCAGUAUUACAAACCCAUGACCACAAGCAAGAGCUCCAACCAGACUUUACGCAAGUCUCACGAGCGCCUCCUGGUGUCACCAGACCGCCUGGAGGAAAGAAUGAUGGGCGGGAGAAUGGGUGAUUACGGUGCGAUGGUGCCCACCAUGUCCCAUCUUACCCACAACCAGAAAGCGCAGUCCCAGCAGAACGUAUGUGUGACGCCAUCACUCGACCGCCAUCACAUGAUCAAAAUGAAUUCACACCCUACCACCGGCAGUGAGCAAGACCACACGAUCGCGACCAUGUCGUCUGGUCAUGGGGGCGGGACUUUGGGUUGGGGUGAGGGCCACGGUUCCGGUGGAGGACCUGGAACGAUGGGCCAUAGCGCUCGCCGGAUGGCCUUUGCCACAAAACGACAGAACACCAUUGAACAGCUGCACUUCCUUCCUGGAGGGAGUGGCGGUCAGGCACUUAGGACAGGGAGCAAGAAUGAAGUGACUGUGUGAGUGAAAAGAAAGAGAAAAUAUGGCUAAGGAGAUGAUGGACAGAUGAGGUGUGAUUGCGCAAGCCGAGGAGAGGGUAGACAGUGGAACAUAAAGAAGGCUAUGACCUGAGACAGAAAUGAAGAACGAAAUGGAGGAAGGAAAACACAGAAAAGGCUUGAAGAUUAAUGGGGGGUAGAAAGAGGCUAAGCCAGUAUCGCUAAGCCUUGAAUGAGAGAAAGAGUGAUAUGAAACUAUAACAAAAGUGAUUCAGUAGAUCCUUAAAUUGCUAAAUUCUCAAUAAUUGGAAACCUGAAGAGGGGGUCCAGAUCUCUUCUGAAUGCGUGUAGCAUUUAGUUAGUGUUUUGAUAGCACUAUUCAGAAAUGUUCUGAGAAGAUACAAAUAGAAUGCAGGUAAAAGUAGAUAAUUAUUAGAAUAGGGCAAGUUUUCUCUAGUGAGAACAUUCCAACUCAUUAUAUUGACAGAUGUUAAAGCCAAAUGGUUUAGGGUUCAAUUCAGUUUUAUUCUGUUGGAUUAGAUGACAGCAAUUGACUGAUAGAACCUUGCCUCAAGAGUUCACUGAAAGUUUGCCAAAUUUUUGGUUUGCGAUCCAACAGUACGACACCACACAAAGUGUCAUUCGUCAGUCAAAUGAGGGAACAAUGAGAUAUUCUGGAUGAAACUGGGAAGGUGUCAAAUAGUACACUGAAUUACCUCAUGGAGACUAUGAUUUGACCACUUUCAAAACAAAUGACUUGGGAAUGGAUUGUGACUUGGGGAAUACUGUGCGCAUUGCGGCGUUUGCCAUCCAGUGAAACUGUUGACAGACAAAUGCUGGUGAUCCGUCAAAGAGAAGAAAGAAGAGAAAAGAAAAGGACAUCGAAACUGUCACUCAUUUUGUGACCUGACUCUUUAAUCUGCACUGUUAAUAGAAGUCCAAAUGUCAUCAGCCAUAUUAGAGUUUAUUCACAUGGAAUACAAUGGAGGGAAACAUUUUCAUUGGGAGAUGGGAGUUCAUAUAUUGAAACUAAUGAUCAAAGAUUUUUAGCCUCUUAUAAUGAGACUGAAUCCUUAAAGUUGACAUGAAUAAUUGUCAUUUUGUUAUUGAUUUUUUGCAUUGUUGAUAACCUUUUGGCUGUUUUAUAAUAUCUUUGACAGGCUGACCGAUUAUAUAAUUGAUUGAUGGGUAAAUCAGGUAAUACUGUCUGGACUAAUAAUGUUUAAGCACCUAGAGAAAACUUAAAUAUACAAAUUGUACUAAAAGCAGUCUCAGCCAUCCAUAUUUGAUAGUUCAAAUCUGAUAAAACUCAAGCCUCUUUCUUGCAUGUUUGACCAAUCAAAGGACAGCUUAGUAUGACGGCAUCAAAGACUCUGAAGUCGUUAUGGUUGUUCUGGUAUUUACAAGUGUAUAAGAGAAGAAAUAUACAGUAAUUAUAGGCAUGCACUAAUGUCAAAUAAGACAGCAUAGUCUUCACACUUUAUUUGCAACUCAAGCUGUUCACUAUGUAAGGUUGUAUAAGAGGGGGGAAAGGGAAAAGGGUUGUUAUACAAUGGACAAUUUAUAAUCCAAGGGCUAUUACGAAACUUCUUUAUGUGUGUCUGUGCUUCCGUGUUCUGACGGCUUUUUAACUUUUCCCGCGUCAAUGUUGGGGACGCGGAUGGUGCGGAACAUAGAGGCUACAUGCCUAUGAGAGUACAAAACAGAGCAAAAUAAAACAAAUUCUGCAAA
This is a messenger RNA of Myxocyprinus asiaticus (Chinese sucker), 6406 nucleotides long. RefSeq names its product shisa family member 7 (gene shisa7b). The transcript has 7 exons. Gene Ontology annotation, cellular component: AMPA glutamate receptor complex; postsynaptic membrane; dendritic spine membrane. Gene Ontology annotation, biological process: regulation of short-term neuronal synaptic plasticity; regulation of AMPA receptor activity. Lineage: Eukaryota; Metazoa; Chordata; Actinopteri; Cypriniformes; Catostomidae. The record is from RefSeq and is a predicted model, not a curated record. The coding region runs from base 2799 to 4700 and encodes 633 amino acids.